AUGGCGGCCCAAAGGCAGGCAUCGUCCGCCUCCCAAACCCCACAUAUCUCGCCUGCAGAGCUUUCUUAUCUCUACACAUCUCUUGCUCUUCCAGGUAACCCAAUUCGACCGGAUGGACGCUCGGCGACACAAUUUCGGCCCUUGACAGCGGAGACUGAUAUCCUUCCCGGAACUAACGGUAGCGCACGUGUUGGUUUUGCGGACGGCACCCAAGCAAUCGUCGGAGUAAAGGCAGAAGUAGAAAAAACAGCGGUCUCGGCAGAUGCGCUCAAAUUGCCGCAACAGACCCAGGAAGAAUACGCAGGAAAUACCGACGGCGAGGGAAGUCAAGAGUCGAGUUCUGGACAUGGGUCAUGGGUGCAGAUGUCGAUCGAGAUCCCAGGGUUCCGGGAUGACGAUGCUUUGCCAGUUUUCUUGUCCGAGAUGAUGCGAGAGCCUCUGGUUGAGUCUGUAUCAAGUGAGGGCUCUGGAAAUGGCGAGAUGGCUGGUGGCCUGAAGGGAAGGCUGGUGAUCAACAAACGGUGGCAUUGGCGUUUGUAUAUUGAUGUUCUUCUUCUCUCCCAACCUCAAUCAUAUCCGCUUCCAUUACUCUCCUUAACAACUCAUCUGGCGCUCCUGUCGACGAAGCUUCCGAAGUUGAAGUCCCAAGGCGAGGAAGAUCCGUUUUUCGAUGAUGAUUGGGAUGCUGCUGAAUACCUGUAUCCACGCUCUACCUCGACGGUAUCCCCUACUUCUUCCCAACAAGUUCGCCCCCCAGUAACGUUGCUCGUCGUCUCUGUGGGCGAAAACAUUAUCUUCGAUCCUGAUAGAGAGGAGAUUGCUGUUGCUGAUACGGUUCUGGCCAUCUCUGUUACUCGGGAUAGCAAUUCCGAUAGCCUGAAGCUCGUUUCCAUCCGCACGAUCGACCCUCCUUCCAGGUUAACGCAACCUGGUGUGCCUAACUCGGAAAAUGUGACUACGUUAGGUUCUGCAGCUGCUGCCGAAGAAGCUGCCACUCUGAACCCAUCCACAGGCGAGGAAGAGGUUCCAGGAGUUUGGAGGCCCCGUCGUGGAGGUGUGAAGAGGAGCACGGUUGCUCGCAUGGCUAAGCUCGUGCUCGAGAAAGGUGGUGUUGGUGAGGAGGUUCUUGAGGGUUUAGAGGGCGUUCAAGUCGGGUGA
Messenger RNA from Aspergillus bombycis, 1158 nucleotides. RefSeq names its product exosome non-catalytic core subunit RRP42. The record is from RefSeq and is a predicted model, not a curated record. The coding region runs from base 1 to 1158 and encodes 385 amino acids. The transcript is spliced from 2 exons. Gene Ontology annotation, biological process: nuclear polyadenylation-dependent rRNA catabolic process; nuclear polyadenylation-dependent mRNA catabolic process; TRAMP-dependent tRNA surveillance pathway. Gene Ontology annotation, cellular component: nuclear exosome (RNase complex); cytoplasmic exosome (RNase complex). NCBI's taxonomy places the organism in Eukaryota, Fungi, Ascomycota, Eurotiomycetes, Eurotiales, Aspergillaceae.